CGCGAGUCCACAGGACAGUGAACCAUGCGAUACACUGGAUUAUUUAUAUCACUGCUUUCUUUUGUUUAUACAUGGGAGAAUCUCGAGGCAGCGAAUUCAGCUUUACCUCAUGUGAUGCGCUAUGAUGUGGUCCGACCUCAGGCACUGAAAGGGCGAGCCAGGAGGAGCGCCUCUUCUCUCAAGGUGAGAAUGGAGCUUUUAGGAAAAAAUUACACCCUCUCAUAUUAUACCAAAGAUGGGAUUUCAGAAACAGAGUCUUCAGACAAUAUUGAUCACUGCUACUAUCAGGGACACGUCCAUAAUUUUGAAGACUCUUCAGUCAGUGUUGGACUUUGCUCUGGCAUGGAAGGGUUUCUGAGGAUCAAAAAUCAAGUUUACUUGAUUGAGCCCCUAGAAGAGUCGUUGGAUGGUGACCAUGCUAUAUAUAAGCAAGAGCAUUUAAGGACCAAGCAAGGGGCCUUUGGAUACAUUAAUGACACAGUCUAUAACUUUGGUCCAAAGGCUAGUGGGCUGUAUAAAGGCAAAUAUAUGAAAAACACCGGAGGAGGACAGCAGGUUGUUGAGAUGGUUUUGGUUGUUGAUAAUACGGAGUACAAGAAGUUUGGAUGCUUUAAGAAGAUUGAAGAAAGAAUGUUGUUGGUCGCAAAUCACGUAGACAAGCUUUACCGGUCUUUAAACAUACGUGUCAGGUUGGUUGGACUUGAGAUUUGGUGUCAAAGAGACUUAAUUGAUGUCAGCAAUAUACCAAAUCUUACUCUGAAACGAUUUUUACAAUGGCGUCAGGACAGCCUGCUCAAGAGGAAGAAGCAUGACAAUGCCCAUUUUGUUACGGGUGUAGAUUUUGAAGGGUCAACGGUUGGGUUGGCUACAAUGCAUGCUAUGUGCUCUCUAUCCUCUGGUGCUGUGAAUGAGGACCAUAAUAAAAAUCCAAUUGCUGUGGCUUCUACAAUUACCCAUGAAAUGGGACAUAAUCUGGGCAUGUCACAUGACGAUUCAAGCUGUGGAUGCUCCUCAAACAAGGGCUGCGUUAUGUCAGACACCAUUGGGUAUGUUUACCCUGAUUCCUUCAGCACUUGCAGUCAGGCAGCUUUAAAGGCGUUUUUGCAGAACCAUGACACCAGAUGUCUACUAGAUGUGCCAAAUGAGAGUAAACUAUAUGGAGGUCCAGUUUGUGGAAAUGCUUUUGUUGAAAAAGGCGAGGAUUGUGACUGCGGAACUGUUGAGGAAUGUAACAAUCCCUGCUGCAAUGCCACCACCUGUCGACUGACCGAAGGUGCCGUUUGCGCACAUGGGGAGUGCUGCCACAAUUGCCAGUUGAAACAUUCAAGUAGCCUGUGCAGAAAGAGUGCUCACGACUGUGAUUUGGACGAGUACUGUACAGGAAUAUCAGCCUUUUGUCCAGAGGAUGAAUAUAAGAUGAAUGGAAUCCCUUGCAAUUAUAAUCAGGGCUACUGUUAUAAUGGACAAUGUCCAACACAUAAAGAACACUGCAAGACGCUGUGGGGAGCAGAUGCUAAAGUGGAUGCUGACACCUGCUUUGGUUAUAAUGUACGUGACGGAACCUCGAAGAGUGCUGAGCACAUGAUGUGUGGGAAAAUAUACUGUUAUGGUGGGAAUCCCUUCCCCAUAACCAACAAAAGAUUAACAGUCACUAUUGGUUCAAAAACAUGCAACAUGGCUGUGGAUGACUCGGCCACAGAUGACUUAGGGAUGGUUCCAGCAGGCACCAAAUGUGGCAUUAAUAAGGUGUGUUACCACAACCUUUGCCAAAACAUUAGUAUAUAUGGCAUUGAGAACUGCUCUGAUAAAUGCAACAAUCGUGGGGUGUGUAACCAUGAGAGGAAGUGUCACUGUGAUCCAGGAUGGGCACCACCCUAUUGUGAGGUUCAAUUCUCAGAAGUUGUAAAAUCGAGAAAGCAAUAUGUGAUCAUUGGUGGGAUUACAAAUUUAAGAAUAUGUUUAAAAUAUAGCUGCAAGCAGCGAUGUGUGGGCCCUCGCCACCAGCGCAUCCGCAACCCUGGUGCCAAGAGAAAAAUGGUGCCCAGGGGGCACAUGCAUUGACAGUAACCCUGUGGCAGUUUGGAUUGAAG
Molecule: messenger RNA, 2090 nt
Organism: Labeo rohita (rohu)
Lineage: Eukaryota; Metazoa; Chordata; Actinopteri; Cypriniformes; Cyprinidae
Product: disintegrin and metalloproteinase domain-containing protein 8
Exons: 19
Coding region: 25-2061 (678 amino acids)
Biological process (GO): regulation of cell-cell adhesion; positive regulation of membrane protein ectodomain proteolysis; positive regulation of cellular extravasation
Molecular function (GO): metalloendopeptidase activity; cell adhesion molecule binding
Source: RefSeq, a predicted model, not a curated record